AUGCACAAGGCAUUUAUGGACUACUUAGAUGGCAAGAAUCAGUUUCAUGCUGAUAGGUGGGACUUUCAGGAGCUUCAAGCAUUGUAUGAGCAAUCUGGGAAACCAGUUGGUUUAGUUUGCAUCUGGUUGGGUCUUCUUACAUCUAACACAGCAAACGUUGGGCGGCAGCAGCUCAUGCAUCUAGCAAUCAAUGUUCUCUUGAUUGUUGUUAACUCAGCAGGCUGCAAGCAACUUUUCAGCAAGAUGGGCUAUAUUCAGUCAAAGCGCCGCUCUUGUCUCUCAAACAAGAAGACGUUUGAUACGGCUGUGGUUCAAAUGGAGUUGAAGAGAGCGCACGCUGCUGCAGGUCUUACACGUGCUUGCUUGCAUUGUCAGUUUGGUCUUUCAGCUUCAAAGCAAUUAGGAGAGGCCGCGUUAUUGCUCCCGGACGCAGACAAAGAAGACCAGCAUGACAAGACAGCCAAGGAGCUUGCAGAACUGGGCACAUUGGACAAAGAGGCAGGCACUAGCAGAUUUAAGAAGCUAGCAAGUAAGCUGGCUCAGGAUGUGCUGGAUGACAAAGACUUGCCCAAGGAUAGCCUUGAGGUUGAUAACCCCAACGACGUUCCACUCUCCGGAUUGAAAUUGGCAACUGAAACACGGUGA
This is a messenger RNA of Rhizoctonia solani, 645 nucleotides long. RefSeq lists its product as uncharacterized. NCBI's taxonomy places the organism in Eukaryota, Fungi, Basidiomycota, Agaricomycetes, Cantharellales, Ceratobasidiaceae. Bases 1 to 645 code for a protein of 214 amino acids. The transcript has 2 exons. The record is from RefSeq and is a predicted model, not a curated record.